AUGACCGUGUCCCAAAGCUCAUUCUCGCAACAUGCCUCCCCCUCGCGACCCCCACUCUACGUGGCCUCACCCCCCCUUGACCCGACAACCGGCCGCCCCGUCAUCCAACGCGUUCUAAUCGCCAACCGCGGAGAAAUCGCCGUACGCAUCAUCCAGACCUGUCGGAAACUCAACAUCAGCACCGUCGCCGUCUACGUUACAGAAGACUCCACAUCCCGUCACAUCCGCGAAGCAGAUACAGCCAUCUGCCUGGGCUCCCUGAAUCCCACAAGCAACGAUCCCCCCGAGCAACAACGACAAGAACAACAAGAACCAAACAAAAACAUUAGUAAUCCCUUCCUCAACAUCCCCCUCCUCAUCCGCACCGCCCUGGCAACCCAGUCCGAUGCCAUCCACCCAGGCUACGGCUACCUCAGCGAGAACGCAGCCUUCGCGACCGCCGUGCGCGACGCCGGCCUCCUCUUCCUUGGCCCAAGCACCACCGCUAUAACCUCCCUCGGGGUCAAACGCGCAGCCAAGACCUACCUUCGCGCACACGCGCCCUCUGUCCCACUGAUCCCCGGCUUCGCCGGCACUAGCCAGACCCCAGCGGACCUGAUCACCGCCGCAACGGACAUCGGCUACCCCGUGAUCCUGAAAGCGUCGGCCGGCGGCGGGGGAAAGGGGAUGCGGAUUGUUCAGGAGCCCUCACAAUUGGAAGCAGAGUUGAAGAGAGCGCAAUCGGAAGCGGAACGCGCGUUCGGGCAAAGUGACUGUAUUCUCGAGAAAUAUAUAUCGGCCGCCAAACAUGUUGAGAUCCAGAUUGUCGGGGACACGGACGGGACGGUCAUUGCCUUUGGAGAGCGGGAUUGUUCGGUGCAAAGACGGCAUCAGAAGGUCGUGGAGGAGACACCGUGUGGGUUUCUGACGGAUGAUAUGCGGCGGGAGAUGUGUGAUACGGCGGUACAAAUUGGGGAGUUGAUUGAGUAUGCCGGGGCGGGAACAGUAGAGUUUGUGGUUGAUGUGCAGACGCGCCGGUUCUACUUUCUUGAGGUCAAUGCAAGGUUGCAGGUGGAGCAUCCGAUCACGGAGGAGGUGAUGGGGUGGGAUUUGGUGGCGUUGCAGGUUUAUGUCGCGGCCGGGGGCAAGUUGAAGGAUUUGCCGGGGUUGGAGGGGGGAACUUUGAUCACCCACGCGCAAGGUCAUGCGAUUGAGUGUCGUGUUUGUGCGGAAGACCCGCAGAAUCAUUUCUUUCCGGAGCAUGGGAGGGUUCAGCUGUGGCGGCCGGCGGACGGGGUUCUCGGACCGGGACGGGAUGUGCGGUAUGAGACGGCGAUCCGGACCGGGGCCGAGGUUUCAAUUUACUUCGACUCGAUGAUCGCGAAGAUUGUUGUCUGGGCGCCGACGCGUGCGCUGGCAAUUGAGAAAAUGUGUCGCGUGUUGGCCCAGACGGCUUGUGUUGGGGUCAAGACGAAUCAGCUCUUCCUACAGCGCUGUCUGCUGAGUCCCGAGUUCCGGAAUCCGACAUAUACGACUGCUUUUAUCCCAUCAAACUUGGAGCAGUUGCUGCAGUUCCCCGAGGUGCCGCUGCAGGACUGUCUGCCCCUGAUCCCUAGUCUGGUUAUUCGGAGUUUGGCGGACCAGGGAAAUCCUCGUGCGCGGCCAUUCCAGCAUAUCCGCAGGCAGUUCCGGAACCAGCACUGCGAUCCAGUCAAUAUCCACUGUGACGUAGUCACGACCAUCACCGGUCCCCAAACUGAGACAUCGAGCAUCUGUUUCUGGGAUCCACCGGCAGCAGGACAAUCCCCCCACCUGAAAUAUGCGCGACUCUUAGCUGUGCCAGCCCCGGAGGGACCCAGCUCUGCCGCAGCCCAAUACAAUACCAUCAGUAACGCUCUCCGUCGCGGUUCCACCAAAGCUCUCACCCCGAAAGUCAUUUCUCUUGAUUCCUGGCGACCCACGGAGAACGCUUCAGACCCAUCAGGUCCAUCCACCACCUUCACCAUUGAAGUAUCCAUUGACGGGCGCGGAAUCGUUGCCCACGUCGCUAUUCCUGCACCUGGAACAGCCACAGGAAUGGUCGACCGUUCUCAAAGAAUAUACUGCCACUUCCCAUCUUUUGGGACAUACGUGGAAUUCCAGCGGGACAGUCUGCUCUCGUUUGCGGAGAGUCAUAGGAGGGAUGCAACAGCGGAAGAGGCGGGAAAACGUACGGUCACUGCGCCGAUGCCGUGUAAGAUUCUAUCUAUUGAGAAGAACAACGGAGAUCCGGUGCAGGCGGGGCAGGUAGUCAUGGUGAUUGAGAGUAUGAAGAUGGAGUUGAGUAUCUCUGUGGCGGUGGAGGGGGCUUUCCAGACGGAGUGGCGGAAGGGAGAUGCGGUGGAGGAGGGGAAGAUCUGCGUUCUAGUAGCGGCCCUUUGA
This is a messenger RNA of Aspergillus eucalypticola CBS 122712, 2400 nucleotides long. RefSeq lists its product as uncharacterized. Lineage: Eukaryota; Fungi; Ascomycota; Eurotiomycetes; Eurotiales; Aspergillaceae. Gene Ontology annotation, molecular function: metal ion binding; methylcrotonoyl-CoA carboxylase activity; ATP binding. Bases 1 to 2400 code for a protein of 799 amino acids. The transcript is spliced from 3 exons. The record is from RefSeq and is a predicted model, not a curated record. Gene Ontology annotation, cellular component: mitochondrion.